Molecule: messenger RNA, 450 nt
Organism: Pyricularia grisea
Lineage: Eukaryota; Fungi; Ascomycota; Sordariomycetes; Magnaporthales; Pyriculariaceae
Exons: 2
Coding region: 1-450 (149 amino acids)
Source: RefSeq, a predicted model, not a curated record
AUGCAGCUCCUGUUCGCCAUUCUUGCGGCCACCGCCGUCCUCGUCGCUGCCCAGUCCGGCAGCUACGGGAGCACCAUUGACGGCUUGAUCUCCCAGGUCCCUUCAUGUGCCUAUAACUGCCUCGGGGAAGCUGCUGACUCCUCCGGUUGCGGCCUGAGUGACAUCCGGUGCAUGUGUGGUGGCAUUUCCUUGGUCUCUGGCCCUUCCUUUACUUGUUUAUCCAAGGCUUGUCCCGCCGAUCAACUUGCAAGUCUUAACUCUGCUAUCAGCAAAGUCUGCACCGGCCUUGGCGCAGCGGAUCCUGCCGCUGCGAAAACGGCGACAAGCAACGACACUACACCCGCGACCACAACAGUCCCUUCGUCGUCACAAACAGCGGGUGCCACCCGGCUCGAGUUACAAUUGGCCAUUGUGGCCAUCUUCGCCGCCUUAUCCGUCACUAUAGUUUAA